This is a messenger RNA of Pollicipes pollicipes, 3074 nucleotides long. Its product is annotated as kielin/chordin-like protein. The transcript is spliced from 7 exons. Bases 15 to 2267 code for a protein of 750 amino acids. Lineage: Eukaryota; Metazoa; Arthropoda; Thecostraca; Pollicipedomorpha; Pollicipedidae. Gene Ontology annotation, molecular function: protein binding. The record is from RefSeq and is a predicted model, not a curated record. Gene Ontology annotation, cellular component: extracellular region.
GCCGCACCUCGGAGAUGGCCACACCGCUGCCGCCGCCGCUGCUGCUGCUCCCGCUGCUGGCCGGCCUGGCCGCCGGCUUAAGCGUCCAACAGGUGGAGCUGCUGAAAUCGGCGCUGGUCGAGUGCGCGGGCGGCAUCAGCGAGGGCGCCUGCCGCAGCAUCUGCCGCUACAAAUCGUCGCCGCUUAUUUCACGGUGUGACGAGUGUUACCCGGGGGUGUGCGGGGCCGAGCCGGCAGCGCCGCGCCGCUCAUCGGGCCGGCUGAUCGCGCCCACGUACGGCACGGUCGACGACCACGCGGACUGCCAGGACGCGAACGGCAUACUGCGGCCCGUCUUCACCACCUGGUACGACAACCAGCAGUACCCCUGCCUGUUGUACACCUGCAAAAUCAACGCCGUCAUCGAUGUGGUCGACCUGGGCGCCAAUUGUGAGGAGGAGCCGACAGACCUCGGCGAAUGCACCAGUACCCGCAAUAUAGGCCAGUGCUGUUACAACUACACGUGCAACCUGCCCAACGACCAAACGCUGUCCGGCUGCGUGUAUGACAACACGCCUUACGCGCACGGCGAAACCUGGGUGGACGACCUCCUUAACCCGUGCGUCACCUACGCCUGCAACAAUGGCGUUGUCGCCAUCAUCCAGGACGUGAGGCCGCUGUGCCCGACGGGACCUGACUCGCACUGCAUUCCGUACCGCGCGGACGGGCAGUGCUGCUACAGCUUCAACUGCUCCAUCAUCAACGGCCUGCAGCCGUGCCGGGACGCGGUCGGCAACAUCCGGCCGCACUCUUCCGUCUGGUACGACGAUCCGACCUUCCCGUGCGUUAAGUUCGUCUGCAACAACGGGUCGGCCAUCGCGGUAGUGGACAGGCGGGGCGAGUGUGACACGGAGCCGGAUACGCCCGGCUGCCACGCGUCCCGCGAGGAAGGCCAGUGCUGCUUCAAUUAUACCUGCGGCUGCCUGUUCAACGGCGAGCUGAAGCCGAACGGCGCCGAGUUCCCCGACAACCCGGUGCACCCGUGCGCGCUGCUCCGCUGCGAGCAGGGCACCGUGGUCACCGUCACCGAGGAGCACUGCCCCACGCUGACCUGCUCCAACCAAGUGUGGCCGCUUGGACAGUGCUGCCGUACCUGCGCGCCGUGCGCCUACAACGGCGUCCAGUACCCGGUGGGCGACACGUGGUUCGACGACCCGACCCACCCGUGUGAGCUCUACCGGUGCGACAAUGGCUACCCAGUGGUGGUACAGAACACCACCUGCGAGCCAGCCCCCAGCGACAGCUGCACCCCCUGGCACAUGGAGGGCAUUUGCUGUCCCAAGUGGGACUGCACGGACGCUCCAUGUGAACACAACGGCGUGAUCCGUGAGCACGGCACCACGUGGCCGGAGAACCCACUCCGGCCGUGCCGCCACCUGACGUGCAACAACAGCGAGGUAGAGGUGGCCUCGGAGGCGGCACCCUGCGAAGGGCCACCCGACCCCAGCUGCGUGGAGAGGCACGUGCCCUACCAGUGCUGCCCGGUCUUCGACUGCGUCCAAAUUCAGUGCACAUACGGAGACCAAGUGUACGAGGAGGACGAGACCUGGUACGACGACCCCAGCCACCCCUGCAAACACUUCAAGUGCACCAAGACGGGCACGGUUAAAACCAAGGACCUGAGUAUCAGCUGCCCGCCGCUGGUACCGCAUGACUGCCCCAGCAUGCGCGUACUGGGCGAGUGCUGCAAAGUCUGCAUAGAGCAGGACGUGGAGUGUCUCGAUGACAACGGCGGGACCCACAGCAUCAACGAGACGUUCUUCAUCGACCCGGUCACGCAGUGCCACCUGGUGCGCUGUGUGGACAACGGUAGCGUGACGGUAUAUGAUCGGAGGGAAAACUGCCCGGCUGACCCGCGCCAGGACAACCCCAACUGUACGGUGAUCGCGUUCGAGAACUGCUGCCCCGUCUACCAGUGCCCCAACUGCACUGACAACGGCGUCGAGUACGCCCACGGAGCCAGAUGGUGGGUCACGCCCCAGCGCCAGUGCACACGCAAGAUGUGCCAGAAGGACGGCAACCCGACGGUGCUGUUCACCCGCCUGCCGUGUCCGCCCGUGCGCGAGGGCUGCGUGCCCAACUUCCGCGGUGUCGAGUGCUGCCACUACAAAUACACGUGCAUGUUCGACCCGCAGCACAACCUCAUCCCGAUGCCGUACGUGGACAGCGCCACAGCUCGACUGAGCGCGGCUACCCGUUUCCCGGGCAGCGGGCGGGGCUCGGGCUAGCCAGCUCCCGAGGCGGGACGUUGGCAGCGGUGCCGGUGCCGCGGCGCGGCUCACCAGCACCGUCGGCAGCCCAGUGGCACGCGCUACCGGCUCGGUGGUGUGACGUCCCAACUCGAUCCCUGAUUCUGGUAGAUAUACUCGUCGCACGGGCUUAGAGUCUAGUUUAAUUCGACUCGUCUCACUUCCCUUAGCUAUACAUUCCUAAUCAUAGUUUUCCGAACGGUUUGCGGACAUAGGGUGCUUGGCUUUACCCUAUACUACUGUGUUCAAACACCCGUGUGUCUCCACUUGGUCAAAGUGCACCUCCGCAUCUGCAUACCAAGACGUAGGCAAUGUGCUACCUUAAACUGAAUAUUUGCGCUUCACGACUGCAUGAGUAAUGAACUGAAAUGGAUGCGCUGUCUAAUAAAUUUAUUCUCAAAGAAUGCCUACGUCAUGUGGUCGUGCUUUAGCCGGGCACGUUGGUUGUAGCUAGCCGAUUGAAUGCUCGUAAUUGUAGUCGAAAUAUUCGUUUUCACAGGGCCAUUUGCGUGUCCUUUGUUGGAAACAUGCUAGUAUGUUGCGCUUCCACCAUGAUAUUCACGUUUUCAACCUUGAUUUAUGUAUCCGGCGCUGAGAUUCGACCGUUCUCUGCAGCGGACUUAAUCAUGCUUCGUUAUCAUACGUUUGCGUUUUAGCCACAACAGAAUAUAUAAAAAUGAGUUGUUAAUGAACUGUGAUGAAUACCAUUGGUACUCAGUGCAUAUACCAUGUGUAAUGCAAUAAAAUAAAUACACAAAGUAAAUAAAAUAACCAUUGGUUAUUGGU